CACACACAUAAAAGCGCUCCGAUACAUCUGUUUUGCAAUCUGCUUGAACACACACACACACACACCCCCACCCUCAAAUCCAAGAGGAACAAGAGGAGGUGGGGCUAACCUCCUGAUUGGUCGCCAGUCAGGCAACAGGGAGGAUGGGGAUUCAAAGCGGCCUUAAAAAGAGCGCAGUUGCGGAAAAGCAGCAGAACCUUUCCGAGGCGGACCCUUGGAUCUGAAGCCCCGCCCCUUUCUCCGCUCACCACAAAAGUGCCUUGAGCUCACCGACAUGCCGAGAGGCUUUCUGGUCAAGAGGAGCAAGCGAGUCAACCUGGUGUCGUACCGGACGCCACGAACGGAGGACCGGAACCCUUCGGUGCCGUUCGCCCGCUGGCCGGUGGCGGCGCCGGAGAGCAAAAGCGUCCUUUUCGGCGACCCGGAAGGGGCGUACCGGCCGCUCCGUAGCCCCGCCCGGCCGACUGGCGCGCAGAGGGACGCCGGGAGGCACCCGGGUCCGGAUUUGAGCUCGCCGGCGUCGGGCGAGGCUUUCCCCGCCGCCGCUGCGGCCCUUGCCGCCUUGGAGCACCUCUUCAACGUGGGCUCCAGCACCGCCGCCUCCAAACCCCAACGCAAAGUCAAGAGAGUCAAGACCGUCCGGAAGUGGAACUCAGACAAUGACACCGCCUCGCCCGUUUUGGGCCUGAAAAUCCGGGCGGCGCCCGAACGUCAGCCGACGGGCGGCGGGGACGGCGAGUUCGUUUGUCAGCUUUGCAAGGAGGCGUACGCCGACCCGCUGGGCCUUGCUCAGCACCGCUGUUCCAGAAUCGUCCGGGUGGAGUAUCGCUGCCCCGAAUGCGACAAGGCGUUCGGUUGCCCCGCCAACUUGGCGUCGCACCGCCGUUGGCACAAGCCUAAGACGGAGCAGAAAGGACGGGCGGAAGAGGCGCCCGGCCCGGGGACCUCCGAGUCCGGUUCUGAUGGGGACGAGCCGCACGAGUCCGCUAGGGGCGGCCAAAAAUUCAAACGCCACGCCUUUAUGGGGGGAUCGCACGGACCGGCCCCGCACGCUAAUUGCCGCCACCCGUCCAAGGACGGAAGCUUUAUUCUCUUGGCCCGGCCGGCCGACCAAGUGGUUGGCGCGCUGACCUCGCGCUUCUGAACUCCUAGGUUCCACUUAGUGUUGAUGCCGAUUCCAAGACCGUGCGGUAUCAGCAUGUACUGAUAACGCCUUUUGAAAAAAAGCAUACAUAUUAUUUUUAAUACUAAUUCACCCACUUGAAUGUAAAGUCAAAGCUGUCACGGCUUGGUCUUAACUCAUUGACGGUGCUAAACGUCCAAUCUAUUUGAAUUGGGAGGGAACGUUCAUUCGCUGCCACCCUCCAACUUCAAAUGGAUUGGAUGUCUACGAGUGACACUCAUUUCAAUUCUUGGCAGAAGCAUGCAAAGACCUUUACCUAAAUUGCCUCAGGGCGGCCAUGUUAGGGGUCAUGUAGGGCCACAAUGGUCAUCAAAGUCAUUCAAAUGAAGUCAAAACUAGCGUAUUUCUCUACUUAAUUUUACAUUAUUAUUUGAUCAAGCUAUUUACUCAGCCAACCCUUCCACUUCAGAUGGAUUGGACGUCUAUUAAUGAUAAGCUAAUUUCAAAUCACAGCAGAAUUCGUCACUACACGAUUGGAUGUCUAUCAUCAUCUUGUGUGUUGAUGGCGGCCAUCUUGGGUGGGGCAACCAACAGUUGUCAACUAGAUCUCAAAAAGUUAGCAUUCCGCAGCUUCUUCUUUACAUUAUCUCUUAAUGCUCCCAGAUACAGAGGAUGUCAUUUUAGUGCCGCUUUUGUACCAAUGCUGUAUCGGUGCAACACGAGUUCCAAUCUUGACCCCGUUCCGCUUUGACCAAGACUUUUCAGGCAUGAAUAUUUGUCGAUAAGAGCGCAAGCGGCCCACUGUCUGGGCUCUGAUCAUAGCUCACCUUCUACAACACGUGAGGACAAACGCCGGAUGUAAAUCUCCUUCAGAGGAAGCAAUGUUUGUUUUUUCUCGCUGUUAAAAGUGAUUUCUGAAAGAAAAAGAAAACAGAAGAAUCCAAUCCAACAAAAGUGGACCUUGAGGGGUUUAGUGCCUUUUCCUCCAGGCGUUUUCUAGUUUAGCAAGCGAUUUUAGCACGCUAAUGCCUUUGUUAGCGCGAAGGAAAUUCGCGAUUUUGGGCGGGAUCUUUUCCAUCAGAACGUAGCAAAGAAACGAGCUAGCGUAGCCGCUAAUGCCUUGGAACUAGAAAUUCUGCUGUUGCCUUCAUGCGCUUGCUUUUUUUC
Messenger RNA from Corythoichthys intestinalis (scribbled pipefish), 2290 nucleotides. Its product is annotated as insulinoma-associated protein 1a-like. Gene Ontology annotation, molecular function: RNA polymerase II cis-regulatory region sequence-specific DNA binding; DNA-binding transcription repressor activity, RNA polymerase II-specific. The record is from RefSeq and is a predicted model, not a curated record. The transcript has a single exon. The coding region runs from base 275 to 1144 and encodes 289 amino acids. Gene Ontology annotation, cellular component: transcription repressor complex; nucleus. Gene Ontology annotation, biological process: negative regulation of transcription by RNA polymerase II; neuron differentiation; regulation of cell cycle process. NCBI's taxonomy places the organism in Eukaryota, Metazoa, Chordata, Actinopteri, Syngnathiformes, Syngnathidae.